Molecule: messenger RNA, 2751 nt
Organism: Symbiodinium pilosum
Lineage: Eukaryota; Dinophyceae; Suessiales; Symbiodiniaceae
Source: the annotation of a GenBank genome assembly
AUGUACAGCGAAGGCAUAAGCCCUCAACUUGCAAAUGAGACUGCUGCCUUGGUUCAGAGUCUUCUGAGGGUUUGCUGCGAGCAGUGGGAAGAUACACAGUGGAGCGAAGACCGAGUAGAAGAUGCUUUGCAGGCGGCGAGGCAGCGCUUUGCCUGCCGCCUACAGGCCGCCCUGAGGAUGGAGAGGAUUGUGCCAGAUGCAGAGGUUUCCUUUCAAGACGGGACUUUUCAUCUUCAGUCGGAGGAGUUUGGCAUUUCGAAGAAAGAGGCGAUGACACUUCAAAGGCUUCUGGACAAAAUCGCCGUCUGUGCGGGCCAGAAGCUUCCAGAGACUCUCAUCCAUGAGUCGCAGUGUUGUAUCCUUUACGAUGCUAUGGCCAUGCUUUUCCAGGAAAAUGUGUGGGAUGGCCGUAGAAAACAAAACCUAUGGCGCUUUGUGUACGAGGAGCUCGAUGCCCAAACUCACAGUAAGCUGGCGUUUUGGGAGAGCUUUGCGGCUUUCGGGGGCCAUCCGACCCAUGUGAUGUUCAAAUCAAAGCUGGACAUCAGCACCGGCCAGCCCCUGGGACUCCGCGAGGUCUUGGACUACUCUCCAGAGUUCGAGCGAUCUGUCCCCUUGCGACUGCUCGCUGCACAGUGCGAGGUCAUGAUUGCUUUUCCAUCAGCACAGGAGUGGCAAGACUUUUGGUGGACCCAUCACCCACAGGCCAUGGAGGUUUUGGCAGAAGAGGUGGGAAAAGCACACAUGAACGAGUAUGUGAUGCUUUGGGUGCAUCCGCUGAACGUGGAGAACCUUCGGAAGACACUCCCACGUCACUUUGAAGAGAAGUCCUUGCGAAUCCUGCAGCAGCAAGGCUUUGGGCAGGCAAGGCCAACUUUGUCAUUUCGUACCUUGGACGUACCUGAUGGCUAUUACGUCAAGCUGCCUGUGCCACUGCAGCUGACGUCCUGGCCGCGGUAUGUGUCUCCCGUGGAGAUCCAGGAGAGUGCGGUGCUGUCGAAGCUUUUGCCGAAGCUUGAUCUUACCUCCAAUCUGGUGAUGCUCCCGGAAACUUGGACUUGCCACUUGAGUUUUGAAGACACGCAAGGGGUUGCAACUUAUCCACAGGCACGCUAUUGCAGCAUGCUAGUGCGUGAUUCUCCCUUACCUUUAGUUCGAGAUGGGCAUCGCUUGGUGCCUCUGGCAGCUACCUUUUCAACAACCCCAGCAGGGUGCAUGCUUUGGGAAGAGAUCUGGGCCACAGCAGGCAUAGGAUGCAGUGAAAUCUUGAACUGGUUUGCUAGGUAUGUCCAGGUUGUCGCUGAGUGCCAAAUCAUUCCAUUUCUGCGGUACGGCUUGAUCUUCGAGGCACAUCAGCAGAAUGCUCUCGUCGAGCUCUCGCAGAAUGGUUGGCUUACACGCUUGUUCUACCGGGAGAUAGGUGGAGGUAUUGAAUGGGAUCGGCAGCGCUUGGAUGCUUUUCCUGAUCUGGACUUUUCCUCGCAGCUGUACGCCAGGCACGACAUGUUCAUACCGUUGCAGACAUGUCACAGCAACCUGAGGCACACACUCCUUGAGAGUCACUUGCUUCCACUGGCUGACAAGUGCUCUUCGCACUUCAGCGUUGCAACCGAACAGCUUCACGACAUCAUACGGUUAGAGUUGUCAGCCACCAUUCGGUCGGCGCAGCCAGCUGCGGACGACUUGUGGAAAGUGGAGCAAUUCGAGGAAUACGCCGGAUUGCUUCGCGCCAGUCUCCUGGAAGAAGCAUGCUGCAAGCGUAAAGCCUUGUUGCGCAUGCGUCUGAGCAACACAAAGGAUCCUAUCUUCAUCCAGCACACGAACAGUUUGGCGUUGGUCUCCCAUAAGGAGUGUGAAGAUGCGCUUGGAUGCAUAAACACAGACUUGAACAUCAGAGCAGUGGGAGUACGGCAGAGCUUAGUGCUCUACCUCCUGUUCAUGGUGGCGGCUGUGGCAGGAGUCUGGUACUUCGUGACAACAGCUCCGCCGCUUCCACAGGCGCAGUGUUCUGAGAUAGUGACCCCCAUGGAUGUCAUUCGCGGCAAGCUGGUCCGUGAGCCUCAGAAGUCCAUCCUUGACCUGUGGAAUUGUCUGCGCGAGUACAAGAAGGACAACUGGUGGCACACCACAGCCGGCAUUUGGGGGAUCUAUGUGAUCUUCAAGAUUUUUGGUCCUUUUGGUGCCGGGACGUCUAUGGUUCUAUCGGUACUUAUAGGCGCACUCUAUGACGAGUGGGCCGAGCCGAACACGCAUUAUUCCUUCCUGGCGCACCUUCUAGGUGUGAGUGGUGAGGUUUGCGGAGGCGCUGGUGGCUGGAUAAUGUCGUACUGCAUUGGGCGGGAGAUCCUCUUGCACUUUGCCGCAGAGAAGAUGGCGACCUUGAAGAAGGAGAUGGACAAGUUCCAGGGCUCCAUGUUUCGGUAUAUGCUCUUCCUGCGCGUCUCUCCGCUCUUUCCCAACUGGUUCGUUAACUAUGCGACAGCCAUGAUCGGUAUGCCGUUCUCUUACUUUCUGGUCGCUUCGACGCUUGCCAUACAGCCGGCCGCCUGCAUGUCCAUUGCCAUGGGAAGCAUGCUCCGGGAUGUUGGUGAGAGCGGCCUAGACCUGGUGAAGUUGGCGAAGCGCGGGGGCAUGAUGGCUACCACCAUGGCCCUGCUUUCGCUGCCGCUGAUUCCGGCUGAUGACUGGGCCAAGGGCUUGGCCCGCGCCAAGAAAUUUCUUGGCAUGAAGGUGCCGGAGAAGGCGGAGUAA